Ramularia collo-cygni is the source of this 1143-nucleotide messenger RNA. RefSeq names its product probable cell division control protein CDC12. Bases 1 to 1143 code for a protein of 380 amino acids. The transcript has 3 exons. Gene Ontology annotation, biological process: cytoskeleton-dependent cytokinesis. Gene Ontology annotation, cellular component: cytosol; microtubule cytoskeleton; cell division site. Lineage: Eukaryota; Fungi; Ascomycota; Dothideomycetes; Mycosphaerellales; Mycosphaerellaceae. The record is from RefSeq and is a predicted model, not a curated record. Gene Ontology annotation, molecular function: GTPase activity; molecular adaptor activity; GTP binding.
AUGGCCGAAUCACUCUCGCCUAUUGGCAUUGCCAAUCUUCCCAACCAGCGCCACAAGAUUGUCGCCAAGCGCGGCGCGGCCUUCACCAUCAUGGUGGCUGGCGAGUCUGGACUUGGAAAGACCACCUUCAUCAACACCCUCUUCAGCACAACCAUCAAGAACUACGCCGACCACCGUAGACGCCACGCCAAGCAGGUUGACAAGACUGUUGAGAUUGAAAUUACCAAGGCAGAACUCGAGGAGAAGUUCUUCAAGGUCCGCCUGACUGUCAUCGAUACACCUGGGUUCGGCGACUAUGUCAACAACCGCGACAGCUGGCAGCCAAUUAUCGAGUUCCUCGACGACCAGCAUGAGAGCUACAUGCUCCAAGAGCAACAGCCAAAGCGUGCCGAGAAGAUUGAUCUGAGAGUCCAUGCCUGCCUGUACUUCAUCCGCCCUACUGGCCACACCCUCAAGCCUCUGGAUAUUGAAGUGAUGAAGAGACUGUGCACUCGUGUCAACCUGAUUCCAGUCGUCGCAAAGGCGGAUACGCUCUCGCCAGCCGAUUUGGCCAAGUUCAAGCAGCGCAUUCGCAGCGUCAUCGAGGCCCAGGGAAUCAAGAUCUACACCCCACCGCUCGAAGAAGACGACGAGGCCGGUCUUCAGCACGCCCGCAGCCUGAUUUCUGCCAUGCCAUUCUCAGUCAUUGGGUCUGAGCGUGAUGUCAACACACCCGACGGCCGCACCGUCAAGGGCCGUCAGUACGCAUGGGGUGUCGCCGAGGUCGAAAAUGAGGAGCACUGCGACUUCAAGAAGCUCCGCGCAAUCCUGAUCCGUACUCACAUGCUGGAUCUUAUCCACACGACCGAGGAGACUCACUACGAGGCCUACCGCGCACAGCAGAUGGAGACGAGGAAGUUUGGUGAGGCACGACCAAGGAAGCUAGACAACCCCAAAUUUAAGGAAGAGGAGGAGCAGCUUCGCAAGAGGUUCACAGAACAGGUCAAGGUCRAAGAGCAGCGUUUCAGGCAGUGGGAGCAGAAGCUCAUCUCCGAGCGCGACCGCUUGAACAAGGAUCUCGAGCAAAGUCACGCUGUGAUCAAGCAGCUUGAGGCAGAAGUCGAGGGCCUGCAAGGAAGCAUGUCCCGCACUGGUAGACGCUAA